Messenger RNA from Williopsis jadinii, 1134 nucleotides. It is a transcript of the gene AHA1, whose product is annotated as Aha1p. Gene Ontology annotation, cellular component: cytosol. Gene Ontology annotation, biological process: protein folding; positive regulation of ATP-dependent activity. The transcript has a single exon. The coding region runs from base 38 to 1069 and encodes 343 amino acids. Gene Ontology annotation, molecular function: ATPase activator activity; protein-folding chaperone binding. NCBI's taxonomy places the organism in Eukaryota, Fungi, Ascomycota, Saccharomycetes, Phaffomycetales, Wickerhamomycetaceae. The record is from RefSeq and is a predicted model, not a curated record.
CGUUGUUGUUUGUGAUUUACUCUUACAAGUAGCCAAGAUGGUUGUCAAUAAUCCUAACAACUGGCACUGGGUCGAUAAGAACUGCAUUGGGUGGGCCCGUGAAUACUUCAGGGAAAACAUUGUCGGGUUGAAAGGUGAAUCAGACGACAAUUCCACCGUGGCAACUGUUACAAGUGUUACGUCAGUUGAAGGAGAUGUAGUUGUUUCCCAGCGUAAAGGAAAGAUCAUUAGUUUGUUUGAUGUGAAGCUGGUGUUGAGCUAUGAGGGAAAAGUUGAUGACGUUGAUGCUAAGGGGACCAUUACAGUCCCAGAAGUUGCAUAUGACACCGAAGAAGAUGAGUACCAAUUUGACAUCUCUGUGUUUUCUGAAUCGAGCUCCAACAUAAAGAUCAGGGACGUUGUCAGACAAAAGAUUGUUCCACAGUUGAGAAAGGUCCUUGUGCAAUUUGGCAAGGAUUUGAUGAUUACACAUGGGUCUGAUAUCCAGGUAUCGUCUGAUAAAGUCACAUCUCAAUUCACCAAGGCAAACCAAGAGGAGAGUCUUCAGUUCGAAUCUGCCAAGAAGACUGAGAUUGAAAAACCAACGAUAGCCACAGCUAAAACAACUAUAGCUUCUGCUACAACCACACCGACUGGCUCAUCUCAUGUUCCACAAUACAAUACAUCAACUUUACACUUUGAGCCAGUUUUCAACACAACUGCAGAACAGAUCUACCUCACAUUCUUGGAGAAGAACAGAAUUGGUGCGUGGACCCGUUCCAACCCAGAAUUCGAAGGCGACAUGCUAAAGGAAGGCUCCGAGUUCCAACUGUUCGGAGGCGGUGUCUCUGGUAAAAUCACAAAGCUGGUACCUAAUGAAAAGAUUGAACAGGAAUGGAGAUUGAGAGAUUGGAAAACAGGUCACCAUGCAACCCUCACAAUCGACUUCCACCAAGGUGAUUCAGAUACAAAACUCGAUGUCUUGUUCAAAGGAAUUCCCGUUGGCGAGGAGGAUGCUGUCCAAGGGAACUUCGAGGACUACUACGUCAGAUCAAUCAAGAUCACAUUUGGAUUUGGUGCAGUUCUAUAAGAUUAGCUCUCCAUAGAAGUAUAUCGCUGUAUUGAAAACAUACAUCCGUACACCCAAACAUCCGU